Menidia menidia (Atlantic silverside) is the source of this 2822-nucleotide messenger RNA. NCBI's taxonomy places the organism in Eukaryota, Metazoa, Chordata, Actinopteri, Atheriniformes, Atherinopsidae. The record is from the annotation of a GenBank genome assembly.
UGGAAAUAACAACAGGUCAACAUGGUUAAGUACACAUAUAUACGCAGUAGCUCACGGCUACUUGUUAUAGGAACUCCAAACUAGAGACAGCUUUCAGCCGUAAGGCAGAGUUGUUCUUUUGAAUAAUAUAAACUCGACGAGGUUAUCUUCGACAGAGAAAGUGACUUGUGAUCUUCUAGCUGAGACAGCAGGCAAAGUCCACUAUCUCAAAGACGAACAGCCAGGCCUGUCACCGGCACUAUGUUCCCGUUGGACUCGCCGUGGAACAUCUCCUUCGCUGGUUGCGGCUUCCUGGGAAUCUACCACAUCGGAGUGGCCAGCUGUUUGGUGGAGCGGGCUCCUUUCUUGGUGCAAAACGCAAAGCACAUCUACGGGGCAUCAGCUGGAGCUCUCACUGCCACUGCUCUGGUCACUGGAGUAUGUCUUGGAGAUGCAGGUGCAAGCAUCAUCGAAGUGGCCAAAGAGGCCAGGAAGCGAUUCCUGGGACCCAUGCAUCCUUCCUUCAAUCUGGUGAAGAUCGUUCGCCACAUGUUGAGGCGCACUCUGCCCGCGGACUGCAUCGACCUGGCCAACGGCCGGCUGGGAAUCUCCCUCACCCGGGUCUCAGAUGGAGAAAACGUUUUGGUGUCUCUCUUUAACAGCAAGGAGGAGCUGGUACAGGCAUGUGUCUGCAGUGCCUUCAUUCCAGUUUAUUGUGGCCUCAUCCCUCCAACACUUCAAGGGGUGCGAUAUGUUGACGGAGGAAUCUCAGACAACUUGCCUCAGUAUGAGCUAAAGAACACCAUCACAGUGUCCCCAUUCUCUGGAGAGAGUGACAUCUGUCCCACAGACACAUCCACCAACAUCCACGAGGUUCGCUUCACAAACACGAGCAUCCAGUUCACCCUCACCAACCUCUACAGAGUGUCCAGGGCACUGUUCCCUCCGGAUCCAAUGGUUAUGAAGGCCAUGUGUAAACAGGGAUAUAAAGAUGCUCUGCACUUUUUAGAGAAGAACGGGUUGCUUAAUAUGAAUGGACCUCUAAGAGACAGGCCCCGGCUAGCCAAUGAGGAAGAAAGUGAGGCUGGUGAUGAAGAGGAGUGUGAAAAUAGCGAAUCCGAAGACAAGUUGCAGGCGAAAGAGAAAGCAGUGAUUACUUAUGAAAGCCCCACCUUUGAUGAGCACAUCAUCGAGUACCUUCCACCUACCUUACACAAAGCUCUACUUGAGGCCUGCAUGGAGAGGAGGAGCCUGGCGCAGUCACUAGGCAACCUGCUCCCCUUCAGGAUGGCCUCAGCCAUGAUGCUGCCCUACACACUCCCACUGGAGAGUGCUUUGUCCUUGAGUGUCAGACUUCUGGAGUGGCUGCCAGAUAUACAGGAAGAUGUGGGAUGGAUUCGGGAGCAGAGUAUUAAAAUCCUGCAUCGUAUUCUGAACCAUGCCUCCAGAAACUUUUCCCAACGUGUAUCUGCCAGAUUAUUCUGUAAGGUCGAGCUGCACAACUACCAGUCCCUCCCAUCCAGGGCCAGCUCCACCAGCCUGUUUCCCAACUGGGUGAACGGCAGUGGCUCCAAAGUGCAGGACGUUAUUGUGCGUCUCGACCAGUACAAGAAGCAGCUUUUGUCUGGAGUUCUCUGUAUCAACAUGGACCUGCAGGGUUCCUUCAAAACGGGAUGCGCAUCACCAGAUAACAGUCGUAUGUCCAGCCUUCCCCAACAAGACUUCAAUGUGCCCAAAGGUUUUCUUACCGAUCCAAGAGCUGGCAAAUCUGGUCAAACAUUGACCAGAUCGAAGAGUUUUUGGUAGGCUUCUGCAGCAAGCAUAUUUAAACAAUGUCUUAACUGGCAGAUUUAAACCUGGCACUGUUUUCUCCCCUCAUGUGGAGAUAUUUCCAACAGUUUUCAGAUGUGCAUUUUCACUUUUCACAUGUAGUCAGUCAUGCCCAAACUUGAAUCACAGGAUGUUACAAAGAGAAAUGUACACUUGAAGUUGCAUGGUGAAAAGAGACAAGUGUUUGUAGGUUUAUUGGUAUGCGGUCAGACUGUGAGUGUAGCAGCUUUUUCCUGCUUCAAGUCACCUCUGGCAGACAGGAAGCACAAGAAAGGACAGAAAACAAGGGAGGUGGUUUGCCACAAGAAGUUACUCCAUUUCAGUUAUGCAAAUGUCAAUGCACUAUAGUAAAGAAAUGUAUUUUAUUACUGGGUACAAAUGAACACAUGUGUAGUAAGAAAUUAUUUGUAAAAAGAAAUACUUGUGCCAAUUCUACAGUGUUAUUUUUUCGAUUCACGGGAAUCUUUGAUCUCAUGUAAAAUUGCUUUUUAAUUUAUGUGGUUUCAAAUGUCUGCUGAAAAAUAAUUUUUUAAAUGUUGUUGAUUUUACAUCUAAUGCAAAUCAUAUUAGUAAAUAAAGUUCUAUCUGAGAUGCACUUUUUUCUGCACUUUUUCUGCUAAUGCCUCAAUGUUUAAAUAGUUUUUCUUGUACAAAGUACUACCUUUUAAUUUUGUGUCUCCUGUAGUACCUAUAUUAUACUUGUAAUUUUUUCCAAGAGAAUGUUAGGUGGUCAGAAAGGUGUCAAAACUUUUAAGCAGUGAUUUGAAAAAUAUUGUUGAUGUGAAAUUACAGUCAGUCUCAUGUUAACCGGGAAGAAGAAGUGAACAGUUGUACACUUUGGAGAGAAAGUGCAAUGAGAGAACAUUCUACAUGGUUAAAUUGUGAGUGCAUUGAUAAUAUUCAGAUAAUGUUGUUUUACUGUAUGUACUGUGGGACUGUAACUGACUUUCUGACAUUAACAGAGUGUAAUAAAGAUAUAAAAUGUGGGACCAUCCAUUCAUCCACAUAUACAU